UCUAUCAACUCUAUGUCUCUUUGCUAAACUCGUUCGUUUGUCUUUUUACAAUUCUUUCCUUAAUGUAUUGCAUGAUUAAAAUUGUAUUUAGUCUUUUGGCUUUUGGAUAUAAUUUUAAAGAAAACAUUAGGAUAUUUGGUGAUAAAUAUAGUUAUACGAAAUUCAUAAAGAUGGCAUAAAGUUGUAGGCGUUCCGUGAAGUCAUUUCUUUUUUGUUAUUUUCAACAUGACAUGGUAGCCGUUUUACAAUGACAAGAAGAAAUUGUGCCUCAUUUGUAAUUUAUAUAUUAAGUAUACCAUUGAUUACUGAAUCUUCACGAGUGACUGUUUAUCAAGGAGAUAGUUUGCCAGACCAUGGGCGAUGCGAACCCAUAACCAUUCCGUUCUGUCAACAAAUAAGAUACAACCAAACAAUAUUUCCAAACAUUCUUAAUCAUGCUAAACAAGAAGAUGCUGGACCAGAAGUAUACCAGUUUACGCCACUUAUUAAAAUAAACUGUUCGCCUGAUUUGAAAUUUUUUCUAUGUUCAGUGUAUGCUCCUGUUUGCACGAUCUUAGAUCAAGCCAUACCGCCAUGCCGUCAUUUGUGUGAAUCUGCUCGACAUAAUUGUGGCAACUUAAUGAAGGAUUAUGGCCACCAAUGGCCAGAACAUCUGGAAUGUUCAAAGUUCCCUGUAGCCACUGAUGAGAAUGUUAUAUGUGUAGGAGAUAAUAAUGUUACCCAUGAGUCUCAUAAACCUAAGGAACCUAGACCUCCAAGAGUCGAUUACAAGUCUAACACUGAUAGAGAUAUAACUAAAAUGUAUCAUGGAAAGAACUAUGGAUUUGUAUGUCCAAUUCAAUUUAAAGUACCUAAAAAUUUAGAUUUGGAAUACUCAUUGAAAGUUGGACAAAAAGUGGAACAUGACUGUGGAGCUCCAUGCAAUGGUAUGUUCUUCAGUCUACACCAGAAGAACUUUUCUAGACUGUGGAUUGGUGUUUGGGCAACACUCUGCACUGUCAGCUGUUUAUUCACAGUUCUUACUUUCCUUAUUGAUACAGAUAGAUUCAGAUACCCAGAGAGGCCUAUAAUAUUUUUGUCAGUUUGUUAUCUUAUGGUGGCUAUAGCAUAUGUUAUAGGCUGGAGUGCAGGAGAUAGUAUCAGUUGUCAAGGUCCUUUCCCAUCAACCAUAGGUGGCACCAGGCUACCAAACAUAUCUGUUAUUACUCAAGGAACCAAACAUGAACCAUGCACAAUACUUUUCAUGAUUGUAUACUUCUUUAGUAUGGCAUCAAGUAUCUGGUGGGUUAUUUUGACCCUCACAUGGUUCUUGGCAGCUGGACUUAAAUGGGGCCAUGAAGCAAUAGAAGCCAACUCACAAUACUUUCAUUUAGCUGCUUGGGCUGUACCUGCUAUCAAAACAAUAUCUAUUCUGGCAAUGGGCAAAGUUGAUGGUGACAUAUUAUCUGGUGUCUGCUAUGUGGGACUAUGGGAUGCUGAAGCUCUUCGAGGAUUCGUCUUGGCACCACUAUGUGUGUACCUUGUACUUGGUACAGUUUUCUUAAUGGCUGGAUUUGUUUCACUCUUCCGUAUCAGAACUGUAAUGAAGCAUGAUGGCACCAAAACAGAUAAAUUAGAAAAACUUAUGAUCCGCAUUGGUGUUUUUGGAGUGUUAUAUACUGUACCAGCCUUAAUUGUAAUUGUUUGUUUAUUUUAUGAACAAGCUUAUUUUGAUAAUUGGAUGGUAACUUGGCAUUGGGAUAUGUGUGCGACUCCACUUUAUUCUAUGCCUUGUCCCUUUACACAUAGAGAAAUGGAGAGGCCAAAAUUUGAAAUGUUUAUGAUAAAGUAUCUCAUGACAAUGAUAGUUGGAAUAACAUCAAGUUUUUGGAUUUGGUCUGGAAAAACACUAGUUUCUUGGCACCAAUUUUUUGACCGAAUAAAAGGAAGGAGAGUUGAAGCAUAUGUAUGAUUGAUACACAUGUAUAUUAUUGCAAUAUUGUGAUAAUAUGCUUACAUCAAAAAUAUUGUAAUCAAAGUUAAGGCUAUUAAAUGAGUACUUUAUUGACUGUGCCAGCUGCAUUUUGUUGGAACUAUUGAAAUUAUUGAUAAGGCUGAUAUUGUAAAUAAUUCUCAUUAUUAUAAGUUUAUUUUGUACUUAAAAUUAAUAUUUAAUGAUUAUGUAUACUUAUUAGAAGUUAUUUUUAAGAAUCAAGUAUAAUGUAAACUUAAAUGUAUGUAGUUUCUUAAUUUUUUUAUGUAAUUGUCAAUUUUUUUCUAUACAUAUCACUGUUGUCUGUUCAACCCAAUGGUAAUAUUAAAGCUUUGUCAUGGACCAUGGUUGGAUUGUGUCGCGAACUUCAAGAAGUCACUUGCUCUCUGUAGACUGUUGGGGCUGGCCCAGUUUAAAUAUCCUUUUAACUUUUGAACUUAUAUAUAUGACUUUUUACAAAAAUCUACAUAUACCUAUAUAAUUAUUUAUUUUCUCUCUCUCUCUCUUUCACUCUCUCUCUCACUUUCACUCUCCCAUCUUUGCGCAUUCCUAGUUUCACCCCCUACCAUAAUGCUCUGGGACCUGGGGUCCGCCCUUCUACAUUAUCUUUUAACUUUGUCUAGUCUGCGGUUUUUCAGUUAUCAAACCUUUAAAAAUAAAGCCAAGUUUUUCUAGCUUCCAUAUCUUAAGACACGGAAUGGUUUAAUUAACGGCCGCCUCCCUGACGUCCACAGUCCAGACGUAACAGUCCUUGACUAUGUUUUUUUGCACGUUGAAAUUGCUCAUUCCUUUAGUUGUUUCUUACUAAACUAAAAUUUUGACCAAACAUGUCCUAGAAUCCUUGGAAAUGAAUUAUCAAAACGUAUUAACGUUUUACAAGCUUUAUUUUUGAUAGUUUAUAUUUUGAAAGUAUGUUGCUGAUAAUUAGCUGUUCUAUUUUAAAAUUAAUUUAUAUCAUACUUUCUCGUAUGAUGAAGAUGAAAUAAAAUAUGUACAAUUUAUAACGGUUUUAUUUUCUAUGUGUAUUCAUAUUUUAUACCGCUUAUCUCCGAAAGUACUGAACAGUUUUUUAAGCUUUCAACUAAUCGCUUUGUUUUAACAAGAAAACAUUUAAAGUUUGUUUUUUUAAAAUUGGUCCAUUUAAAAAAGUUAACACCAUUUGAAUGAACUCAAAGUAUGAGUUUCAUAAAUAAUUGAACUCCCAUACUAAUAUUAUAUAAAGGUAGCUUUUCGGGUAAAAGGUCGGAAUUGAGAUUCAAGUAGUCAUCGCCUAAAAGAAGUGAAAGCUGGGUCUCUUCGCCUUUCACGUCAAAACCAUGGAUCCGAUUCCAUGAAAUUUUACAUAAUCAAUACAUAUAAUAA
Molecule: messenger RNA, 3334 nt
Organism: Amyelois transitella
Lineage: Eukaryota; Metazoa; Arthropoda; Insecta; Lepidoptera; Pyralidae
Gene: fz
Product: frizzled-7-B
Exons: 2
Coding region: 248-1951 (567 amino acids)
Biological process (GO): canonical Wnt signaling pathway; non-canonical Wnt signaling pathway
Cellular component (GO): plasma membrane
Molecular function (GO): Wnt receptor activity; Wnt-protein binding
Source: RefSeq, a predicted model, not a curated record